UGUGUAUACAUUUAUGAUAUCAUCUUGUGGUUUUGCCGCCAAAUUUUUUUUUUACGAUCAAGUUUUUACAUUCCGAAUCCAUUGAUUAUAUCAAAAUGACAACUAUAAAUAACAAUAAAAAACAGAAAACCAUUUUGGAUUUUUUCACCAAAAAAACCAAUCAUAAUAAUGUAACAAAUACUAAAAUCGUACCUGUAGAUAAAUCAAACAAUUUCAAUGUGAUUACAAUUAUCGAUGAUACUGGUAACACAACUACUGCUGUUAAUGAUAAAAACAACAAUGAUAAUGAUAAAAUUAAUGAAACGAAAAAAUCCUCAACGAUAGUGUUAAUAUUGUAAGCACGAAUAAUAAUAAUAAACGACCAUUGGGUUCUAAUGAUGAAUUGAAAAAUGUUGAAAAUUCAAUCAUUGAAAUCAAUUAUAUCGAUGAAAAUUUAUGUCAAUCUUUAUUCGAAGAACUUGAAAUUGAUGAUGAAAAAAAUUGUGAUUUGAAUUCAAAAGAAAAAAUUGCUGAUGAUAAUUAUGAUGAACUCGAAUCAAAAGAAAUGAUUACUGACGAUAAAUAUUCUAAUUUUGAAAAAAUUUUUCAAGAAUUUCGACAUAUCAUUCAAACGGUAUUGAAGAAUCCAUUAAAUGAACAUUUAUUCAAUGAACAAGAUUGGAAAAAUAUACAGGAUCUAACCAGUUUAGAUGGAUCAAUUCAAGUAUUGUUCAUACGAUUAUAUAUGCGAAAACAUGAUUGGAUUCGAAUUGCAAAUAUUAAAUAUCCACAACUUUGUGAUGAUAAUAAUGGCGAUCAUUCGAAACAAUUACAAAUACUAUUUAAAUCAGGUUUUAUUCUUGAUCAUACAAGUUUAAAAUCAAUUGAAGAUGGCUUUUCGGCGCUAACAUUUUUAGAGGUUAAGAUUUUUCUGAAAAAAUACAAUGGUUUCAAAAUGCCUAAAUCCAAUCUAAAACCAAAAGUAAUCGAAGCAUUUCUUCAUUAUAUUCGUACGACUCGAUCGGUGUGUAUGAGUAGUAAAACAAUUGAAGAACAGGUGUUACAACGACUUCAAAAUUUUUGCCAAGAUAAAUGUAUUCGAAUCAAUGAAGAUAAAUCUGAAGUAUUAGAUCGAAUAUUUUUACUAUAUCAUUCACCAAAUGAUUUAUUGGAACAAUUCGAAGAUAGCAACGAAGAUCAAUGGUAUCGACGUGUAUUGGGUGAUUAUUAUAAUGAUAAAAAAUUUAAUUUCAUCUCUAAACAAUUGCAAGCAAACAUUUACUGUGGUCGUGAUGAAUUAUUAGAAUUUGUUAAAGCUUUUACCAUAUAUUGUGAAAUAAUCGUAUUGAACAAUCGGAAACAAUUUAACGAAGUAAUCCAUCGUCUUCUUCCAUUCAUAUCAGAACAAUAUUAUAUUUGCAUGGCUAAAUGGUCGAAUAAAGAUUCUGGAUUGGCAGAAUUUCUACGACCAUUCACAGCCACUGGAAUGUAUGUUCGAUGUUUACAUCAAUGUUUAACAUCAUUGGACAAGAAUCGACUACAUUCAAUAUAUAUUGUAAAUGUGUUAAAAUUAUUAGACCAAAAUAUCUAUGGUGUACGAUAUCGACCACAUUGGUAUAUACGAGCAUCGUUAAUUAGUCAAAAUUAUAUGAAAAAUCUGGAACUAGCUGAACAAUUUUGUAAGGAUGGUUUACGUGAUCCAUCCGUUUGUUAUGAUCAUAGUCUUGAGCUAUAUAAUCGAUUGUUAAAAUUGAACAAAUCAAGUGUUCAAAAUUCACCAGACCUUUGCCCGGAAUAUCAUAAGCAAAAUAUUUACAAAAAACGUACAAUCGUUGCUUCAUAUCGUCAUAUUGAAAAUGAAACGGAUAGAAAAAAUUUCUUCGUAGCAAAUCAUACAAAUGGUGAUGUGGAAAUGAUUUCCGUCGAAGAAGUUGUUCGUCGACAUUAUCUUAAUGAAGGCUAUACUAAUGGAAUUCAUUGUGAAUCCAAAGUGUAUCAUUCGUUAUUGGAAUUGUUAUUAUGUGAUAUCAUUUUCUCCACCGAUAUUCCCGAUACAUUUCAUUAUCAUGGACAAAGAUUUCCACUGGAUUUAUGUUAUGAUUCAUUUUAUCAGCAACGUAAAUCAUUGAUUGAUGAUCGAAUUAAUGAGAUUUCUCGUUGGUCAUCUGAAGCACUUUCAAUCUAUAUUUCAUUAGCUGCAUCUAAUAAUACUAAAUAUCCAAUCGACAUUGAAUAUAUUCUUUUGAAUAAUUUGAAUGAAAUCGCCUAUUGUAUGACGGCACCGAAAUUGGCUCAGCUUUUACUAUUACUUGCUAAAAAUUAUCGCCAUCUUCGUAAAGGUUUUCCUGAUUUAAUCAUGUGGAAUAAAGAUACCGGCAAAUUUAAAGCAAUUGAAGUGAAAGGACCUAUGGAUCGUAUAUCGAAUAUACAAUCAAUUUGGCUAUCGAUAAUGACACAAAUUGAUUUAGAUUGUGAACUUUGUACAGUUAAACAGAAAGAUGAUCACGCUUAAAUCUAUCAAUAAAUUUUUUGUAAAUUGCUAAAAUAGAAAAAAUUAAAUUUCGAAUACUUUUCCAGGAAAU
Messenger RNA from Dermatophagoides farinae (American house dust mite), 2561 nucleotides. Its product is annotated as fanconi-associated nuclease 1. The record is from RefSeq and is a predicted model, not a curated record. Gene Ontology annotation, biological process: interstrand cross-link repair. Lineage: Eukaryota; Metazoa; Arthropoda; Arachnida; Sarcoptiformes; Pyroglyphidae. Gene Ontology annotation, cellular component: nucleus. Gene Ontology annotation, molecular function: 5'-flap endonuclease activity; 5'-3' exonuclease activity; flap-structured DNA binding.